GUGGCCUAUGGCGGAAGUGCAGGUGGAUCUUCGAGUUGAGCUCAAUAAAUUAAAUUAAUAUUAAAAAACUAACAGUAAUCAAGCAUGGCCCUCAACAACAAUCAUUCUGAAUCUGGAGGAGUUAUCAUCAACAACAGCGAAAGUGUCUUGAUGUCUUAUGAGAAUGUGGAGCUGGUGUUCAGUGAUGCAGAACGCUUGCCAGAAGCCUUCAGAAAAAGCAAGAAGGGAAGCAUCUACCUGACGCCUUACAGGAUGAUCUUCUUGACUAAAGGGAAGGACCCUCUGCAGUCGUUCAUGAUGCCGUUUUAUCUUCUGAAGGGCUGUGAGGUCAAACAGCCGGUGCUCGGCGCCAACUACAUCAACGGGACGAUCAGCGCCGAGCCUGGAGGCGGCUGGGAAGGCUCUGCAACCUUCAAGUUGAUUUUUGUUGCCGGAGGAGCGAUCGAGUUUGGACAGUACAUGCUACAGGUGGCAGCACAGGCAUCCAGAGGGCAACCAGUGACUGUCAAUUACGGCUGUCCUCACAUUGCAAACGGGGCGUACGCUUACCCUCCUCCUCCUCCGUCUGCUAACGGCAUGUAUUCGGCCGCUCCUCCUCCGCCUGGAUACGCCUACCCUGGACCUCCACCUCCAGGUGGAUUUUACCCCAGCGCUCCUGGCUUUGACGGACCAGCAGCCUACAUGCCUCCUCCGCCGUACACCGCUCCUCCAGACCCAGAUCUGCCCAGAAGCGCCGCAGCUGAAGCAAAAGCAGCUGAAGCUGCAGCGAGUUCCAGCGCGACUACGUUUGCUCCGACACGGGUCUACCUGCCCGAGGACAAGCCUCCACCGUACUCUCCACCUGAAGAUAAGAAGAACCAGUAGAUGUGUCACAUCCUCUCCUCUCUUCAUCUCACCAUCUCCAGUUAACACGACCUGGCCUGUGUAGAGGGAGACGAGAGAGACACAUGAAUGAAUUCACAGCUGGUGAACGAGAGGGAGCCGACUGUUAGCUUUCUAACCGACAGUAAAUGAUUGAGCUUUUCUAAAUAUGAAAAUGAGUUUAUUUAGGAGACAUGUAUGAAUGAUUGUGUAUAGAUCGAGGUUUGAAGUAUUUUGCUAGUUGCACAAGAGUUAACGUUGACGUUCACAUUAAUAGUGCUUUCAGUUGUUGUUCAUUCUCGAUUGCUGCAUAUAACGUAAUCUGAAUGAAGAGCGUUGGUUGUUGCCACUCAGCUGUUACUCAACACUCAAGCAGUCGCUUAAAUCUUUGAAAAGAAAUGCAAAUCAAAUGCAGACGCCCUUUACUAGACAUUCUGUUGAAUGCAUGAGGAACGUAGAAAAUAAAAAGUAGCUGAAAAAGUAAAAAAUGUAGUUGAGUUUGUAUCUGCGUCACAUUUGAAGAAAUGUAGCAUUCCAAAAGUGAAUGGGUGCCGUCAGAACGAGAGUCCCAACAGCUGAUAAAAACAUCACAAUAAUCCUCAAGUGCAUUUUUCAUAUUUAGGUGAACUAUUCCUCUAACUAAAACCUUUACAAGGUACAAGUCUGUUUUAUACAACAGUUCUGGUUCUUGAUUCUGAUUGGACGGGCUGUUAGUCUGCUGUUGUUUCCACUUUGGCUUCUUUUGCAAUCAUUUUUAUUGCAGGAGCAAAAACCAAGUCAUCAAAUCAACUGAGCAUUAUCUACAAUCACCUUCACGAACAGUACAUGAAGUACAUCUGAUGUAUUUUGCAGUGUUUUUUAGUCCUGGCAUCUCUUGUCUCUGUUGCAUGCAGCUGUUAGAUUAAAGAUGCACUUUAACCCUACGUGCACCUUCAGUCUCUCGGACAGAGUUUAUAGAUUCUUUUUUUCCCCUUAAUUUAUUUAACUAUACAUUUAAUCAGUUACGCAUGGUCUUGACUGUAUCUUGUUAUUCAAAGUGUAUUUUAUUAAAGUAACCCUGUACAGGUGGAACAAUGCAUUUCAUUUAUGGACGUCUUUUGUCUUCAUUAUUCCCGGUGUACAUGAUGACCAGGUUUCCGAAAGCAGACAAAUGUAAAGAUGAGUUCACAUUCUUCGGUAAAAGUCUCUCAGGAAGUUCAAAAUGAUGUCAGAAUUCCCAAAGGAUGUGCUUUUCCAGCCCUGAUAUCUUGUGCAAAUUAAAAUAUUCAAACAAUCUCCCAAUAUUAAGGACAAUUCUAGGUUUUACUAGUUAGUGCAUAUAGUCAGCUCAAAGAAAUGAGCUCAGACCGCCAUUUCAUAGAAUUAUGAUCCCAUAAUCAGAUAUAACGCAAACAGUGUUUAAACUUUCACUGGCUCUUUAUAGAAAGGCUAUGUUCAGAAUAGUGUACUAAUAAUAUAUCUGUAGCAUGCAUGACUUAAACUGUGGAGAGUGUGCAAUAAAGUGCUAUGGAAGCCUUUACCACGAAAAAAAUAAAAUAAAAAGGUAUUGCAACUUUUUAUGGUUUCUUGCAAUUCUGAAAAAAAAAAAAACAUUAAAUGAAUAAAGAGUUUAUUGUAGCAUUUUUUUUUCCUUGCAAUUGUGAGAUUUUGUCUCAAUUGUGAGUAAACAAGUAAGAAUUGUAAAAAAAAUAAAUAAAUGCACCACUACCUUUUGGAAACGGGCUGCCAUAAAGUGCACUAUGCAAUAGAGCACACU
Molecule: messenger RNA, 2617 nt
Organism: Carassius auratus (goldfish)
Lineage: Eukaryota; Metazoa; Chordata; Actinopteri; Cypriniformes; Cyprinidae
Product: WW domain-binding protein 2-like
Exons: 8
Coding region: 85-864 (259 amino acids)
Biological process (GO): positive regulation of DNA-templated transcription
Cellular component (GO): nucleus
Molecular function (GO): transcription coactivator activity; chromatin DNA binding
Source: RefSeq, a predicted model, not a curated record